This is a messenger RNA of Rhincodon typus (whale shark), 4078 nucleotides long. Its product is annotated as leukocyte surface antigen CD53. Gene Ontology annotation, cellular component: membrane. The record is from RefSeq and is a predicted model, not a curated record. Lineage: Eukaryota; Metazoa; Chordata; Chondrichthyes; Orectolobiformes; Rhincodontidae. The transcript has 8 exons. Bases 201 to 884 code for a protein of 227 amino acids.
UAACUUUCCAACCCCCCACACAGCUGAAGCCGACAGGAAAGGAAACCAAUUGUCAAAAGACUGCAAGUGAGAAACUGUUGUUGAAAAAGAAACUUCCUUUGGGGUCCAAACGAUUAACGAACGACCCAGGACUUUGAGAAACAAGCGCACGUUGGCGAAGUUAGCGGGAGAAUUCCGAGGAGACAAGUGGAAACCUCAAAAUGGCAGAAGCAUGCUUGAAGUCUCUGAAAUAUAUGCUGUUCGUGUUCAACUUACUAUUUUGGAUCAGUGGAUGUGCUAUCCUGGGAUUUGGAAUCUACCUGCUGACCUUGAAUAACUUUGGAGCUUUGCUCUCCAGCCUGCCGUCUCUCUCCAUAGCCAACACUCUGAUCGUCAUAGGAACAGUCACCAUGGUGGUGGCUUUUCUGGGCUGCAUGGGAGCGAUCAAGGAAAACAAAUGCCUGCUACUAUCAUUCUUCAUAUUGCUCCUCCUGAUCCUUCUGAUUGAAGUCACAGUCGCCAUCAUCGUUUUCUUCUAUGAAAAUAAGAUAACCAGUUACAUCGAAAGUGACAUGAAACGGGGUCUGAAGAAAGAAAAUAACACUGGAAUUGUGGAAGCUUGGAAUAAAAUCCAGGAACAGCUGGAGUGUUGUGGUGUUGCUAACUACACUGACUGGGGAAACUCUGUCCCCAGCUCAUGCUGUAAAAACAAACUGAAACCUUGCAACUCUCAAAACUAUUUCUCAAAGGGAUGCUACAGCAUGAUCCGAGAAUGGUUUGAUGCCAACUUUUUAUUUAUUGGGAUUGCCACCAUCUGUGUUUCAAUUAUCCAGGUACUCGGUAUGUCAUUUGCCAUGACCAUGUACUGCCAGAUCUGUCACAACUACAAGUCCUAUGAAAAUUGACCCGAUUCCACAGGUCUGGAAGAGGAAAGCCCAUCCUGUGGGAUCGUAAAUGUAUCUGCAAUCAUAGGCUCUGUUCUUCUGAAGAAUGGGACUUUGCUCAUUUCUUGAUGCUAUUACCAGAUGGUAUGAGUUUUAACUGUAUAAACCGGAUCUAUCUAAUUUGCCAAUGACUCAGCUCUGGUACAACUACAGUUCCUCUCAAGGCUCUCCUUUUGGACUUCAAUCACACCUCUGCAAAGUAUCAAACUUUGUCUUAUCAUGUCUGUUUGCUGGGAAACUGUGGGGUUUAAUAAUCCUGCAUUGCACUGUUGUCAGAGUAAUGGGCAGGGACUGUCUAUCUUGGCUGUUAUGUUUACCAAUCCAAAAGCAGAACAGUUUCCAGAAUUACACAGGAUAUCCUUCAUGGUAACAAGACCUGAGGAGACCAAGCCCCAGUAGUUAUGUCCCACAUGAGCCUUCUCCCUCUAUCCUUGAUCUAACUCUAUUUCUUUCACCAUUACAUACCUACCUGGAUUUUCCUUUACAAUGUAUGCAUGCCCUUCAACUGCACGUUGAAGUAGCAAGUUUCAAAUUCUAAGCAUUCAUACCAGCAAAGGUGUUUUGCCUGAAUUCUCUUUUGAAUUUGUGGGUGAUUAUAGCUCCUAGUCCCAUCUUACCCACAACUGAAACACUUUCUCCAGGCCUGUCCUACCAAAUCCUUCCAUCACCUUAAACACAGCUCGGUCAUCUCUUAAUCUUCUCUUUUUUAAAGAACAGAAGCCCAGCCCAAUCAAUCCUUCCUCAUCAUAACCUGCCAGUUCUGAUAUUAUUGUUGUAAAUCUUAUUCCACCUUCUCCAUGUACUUUCUGCACAUUAUCCUUUUGAUAACAUGGAGACCUGAAAUGUUCUCAUCACACUUUAUUUGAUCUAACUAUAGUUUUAUACAAGCUUAAUAUAACAUUGUUUUUCAAUCUGCCAGAACUGGAUCUCAGUGUUUGGUUUGCAUAUUUAUUAACCAGUCUCACUACUUUUAAUGAUUUUUGUAGUCACUCCUUUAUUUAAAUGUUUAUUUUCCUUAGAUAAUAAGGUUCUUCCCAAAAUGGAUUAUCUGUCACUCCCUGAUGUUGAAUUGAAAUUCACUACCCCUUCCUGAUGGUUUAUGUCCCUGACAUUGGGGUGAUGGGCUCACUACCAUUUGGGCUUUGCUGAACCCAUACUUGGCUCUGAAUGACACAUGAAUGCGCCACAUGACUGUCUUGUAAAUGAAAAUUAUUGCUUAGGGCAAGACAGAGCUGUGACAACAAACUGAGAGGCUGGAUGGGUGUCACCAAUUGACUAUUGCAUUUGCCAAAAAUCACAACAACUUCUGGAGGAUCUUAUUCGCUGUGAGUGCUCUGUGGAGCUAAAAAUGACAAGAUAAAUUUCUGCCAUCCUUCAAUCUGGAGAUCAGUUGUCACUGAUUGCUUUGGUGCCAAUGGCGUUGUAUUUGGAAUGUGUGCAAGCGCUUUAUACAUUUCCACCUGGCCACAUACACACAGAUAAUGUCUUGUCCAAAACCUGUGCAGAUCACUGGUUAGAACUCAACCAAAGCUCUCUAGACUGCAUGAGAAAACAUGAGGGACUCUCCUAAAGUUCCACUAAUGAAAGAUUCUUCUCUUUGAAACUCAGGAGACAAAUCAUGCAACCAUGAAAUUUCUUUGAAUGUUUCCCUCAAAGGAUUAUUAAAAUCAUGGAGAUGGGAAAAGGGCUGGUUGAUACGAUGUGCAGUUGGAGAUUUUCUUUUUAUUCAUUCAGGGGACAUGGGCAUCGCUGGCUGGACUAGCCUUUAUUGCCCAUCCCUAGCAGCCCUUGAGAAGGUAAUGGCGAGCUGCCUUCUUGAACUGCUGCAGUCUAUGAGCUUUAGGUCAACCCACUAAGCUCUUAAGUAGGGAAUUUCAGGAUUUUGGAACCUGAUGGUAGAUCAGAAAGACGGCUCACCAGAGUUGGCAACUCUCAUCAAGACAUCUUGAAAGCCUGAGAAUCUGCCACUUUUCUCUGGACGGUCUUGCGUAAACAUACGAAAAUAUUGUGUUUGCUGAUCCUUCAAACUUCACUUCAACUCAGUUGUUGAUAGCGGCAUUUUGAAAAUAGGUCUCAUUGGCUGAAUAUUGGAUAUUCCAACAAAAUAAAGGGUAUUCUCCCAGUGCGAUAUAACAAGGGGGAAAGUGACGCACUCAGUCAGCACCUGGAGGUACUCAAGCAUAAAGCUCCAACCAUGGUUUGUCUUGCAGCAGUAUAUUCAAUAUAACUGAGAGUCAAUAGAGUGGAAAGGGCCAUGAUGUCACUUCCCAAAUCGACUACAAAUUUCCAGUGUCAAAAUGUAAUUGAUAUUCAAUUUGUACAGUAAUAGAAGGAUUUUCUUUAAGGGACUGGAUGGCCUUUUCUCAGCAUUGACUGUUCUUGCUUUGUCAGUGUAAAGAAACCUCAGCUUUGAGAUCUAAAAUAACCAGAACACAGCAGAUUAUUAAGAAGAGUUGGGUUGUGAUUCCAAUUUCCCUUGGGGUCUGUAAAUGAUUGUUGAGAUGGUGUGGCCACAGAGCCAGUGAGAGUUUGUGGGCAUAUUGUAUCCAUCUCAAUAGGGCUUUAGUAUUCAAAUAUGGUUUCAGAAUAAUAUGUUUGAGACAUCUCAUUGACAUGUUAGAUCAAAUUGAGAAGACAGUACUAUGAUAAUCACGCAUUUAAAUAACUGACUUCAAUUAAUUAUACAAGUAAGGCAAAAAGUGCUACAGAUAUUUGCUCAAAUGUUUGGAGAUCAAUGAUCAAUUAGGUCCUGAAAUGUCUGUUCCUUUGGUCUAUAUUUCUCCAUUCAAUGCAUUGCUCUGUAGAAAUCUCUUAAGAGGCUGCAUAUGGACAUGCCACAAUUCCUGACAAGAAUGGAGAUGAUUUAGUUCAUGCGCUAGUCAAUCAGAUGGACACUGCUGUAAAAUUUUAUGCAUGUAAUUGAUAUUUUGUAACUAUCCUUUAUUCACUGCGAUUUGUUGGCGAUAUCACUUCGCUUUCAAAAACAGCAUUUCCUGGAUUGUCAGUCACAUGUUUCUUCAUUGAGAUCCUCUUCAAAUAAAAGAUGUUUGUGUAUGGGGAGGGGAUGCAGGGGACGUAUAAACGCUCUUUCCAACUGUUUCUUUUAAUAACAUGUCAGAAUGCAUCUUUUUAAAAAUAAACUUUAUUUCGAAAAA